GAGAGAAAAGAAAAAACAGAGGGGUCCCCAUUUGUCAUUUGGAGGUCCAACAAUGGCGACUUCACCCCAUUGCCGUGGCUCCCACCUUCUUCUUCUUCUUCUUCUUCUUCUUCUUCUUCUUCUUCUCUCUCUCUCUCUCUCUCUCAGUACAAUUUCCGUGCUCUCUCCAUAAAUACCCAACUCUAUAAUCCCAAUCCCUUUCCAAAUCGGACCCGAAAAACUUCACCCAAAAAUGGCCAUUCCCAAACCCACCUCCCUCAAGCAAAUCGUCAAGCGCUGCUCCAGUCUAGGCCGAAAACAAGAUCCCACGUCCACUCCCCCGGCCUACGACGGCGUUCCCAAGGGACAUUUCGCCGUCUAUGUCGGCCAAAAUCGGAGCCGAUAUGUCGUCCCCAUCUCGCUCUUGACUCACCCCGAUUUCCAAUGCCUUCUGCGCCUUGCGGAGGAGGAAUUCGGGUUUCGCCACCAUAUGGGUCUUACUAUUCCUUGCGAAGAGGUGGUUUUCCGGUCCCUCACCGCCGCCCUCAAAUGAAUCCACCGCCGCCCAAAUUGCACACUUUCCUCUUCAUUUUUUCUUUUUAAUUUUAAUUUUAAUUGUAAUUUUAGUAUUAUUAUUAUUAUUUUUUUACCCUUUUUUAUUUGGGUUGGAUUUUUUUUUACCCUUUUCGGAGGGGUUUUUUUUUCUUUUUUUCUUUUUUAAAUUUUUUGGGUGGUAUGAUAACUUCUUUUGACUUGAUGAACCAAACUCCAUACUCCAAAGGAAAAGAGUAAAAUGGGGUUUGUGUAUUAUUGUUGUAUAAAUAUUUACUAGUGGCAUGGCAUGGCAUCAUGGGAGUUUUUCCUCAUAGUGGUGGAAAUAUUGGUUCCCUAUGAGAGAUGUAUUCUAAAUUUACAAAUCCAAAUCUCUACUAAUUUAUUUCUCUCUCUUUUAA
Molecule: messenger RNA, 932 nt
Organism: Cucumis melo (muskmelon)
Lineage: Eukaryota; Viridiplantae; Streptophyta; Magnoliopsida; Cucurbitales; Cucurbitaceae
Product: protein SMALL AUXIN UP-REGULATED RNA 9
Exons: 1
Coding region: 233-532 (99 amino acids)
Biological process (GO): response to auxin
Source: RefSeq, a predicted model, not a curated record